Ochlerotatus camptorhynchus is the source of this 2269-nucleotide messenger RNA. RefSeq names its product PDZ_signaling and DUF4749 domain-containing protein Zasp66 (gene Zasp66). Gene Ontology annotation, molecular function: actin binding; muscle alpha-actinin binding. Gene Ontology annotation, cellular component: filamentous actin; Z disc; adherens junction. The record is from RefSeq and is a predicted model, not a curated record. NCBI's taxonomy places the organism in Eukaryota, Metazoa, Arthropoda, Insecta, Diptera, Culicidae. The coding region runs from base 512 to 1786 and encodes 424 amino acids. The transcript is spliced from 9 exons. Gene Ontology annotation, biological process: muscle structure development; actin cytoskeleton organization.
CGAAAAGAUAAAAGAGAAUUUCGGCCCGUACUCUCAAACGGUGCUUUUUUCUUCGGACGGUCAGAUCACGGUCUUCCGCGAAUGCACAGGGGUACAAACGGGAAAACGGUGGAAAAUUAUUACGUUACGAUUUUUGAUCCAUUACGGAGCUUUGAAAUUUGAUUGAUUCGAACGGAAACGAUAGAUUUAAGUAGUCAAUUCUAGUUGUAUAUUGGUGGCGAUUUGAUUUUCACUUGGAAUCACAACGAAAAACAGGAAGGUGACAGAAAGGUGAAAAUUCGAAACAAGCAAGUGAUAUAAGAGUGAGAGAGAAGUGACAGGAAAAAAAAAAUCAAGAAAAGCUGUGAUAUUUUAAGUUGUAGAAGAAAUUUUGCUCAACUUUUGCAAAAGCGAAAAAUUUGCGUGUCCGUGGUGAAGUGAAUUUUGAAAAUUAUCUGCACCCAAGUCGUUGACCUUGCCGGAUCCGGAAGGAAAGGAAAGUAGUGUUCAAAGAGCAGAGUAAAGCGAAGCAAUGAGUCCGAAGCCGCACGAGUUCCUGGUCAUACUGACGCGUAAUUCUCCUCAGAUUCCAUGGGGAAUCCGGCUGGUUGGUGGAACCGACCUCAACGCUCCGCUGAUCAUCACCCGGGUUCAAGUAAACAGCCCGGCACAGAAGGAGCUUCUGCGUGGCGAUAUCAUUACCAAAAUUGACCAGUACGAUGGGCGCGAUCUGACCCACAACGAUGCGCAGAACUUCUUCCGCAAUGCCGGCAAUCAGAUUAAAAUUACGAUCCGACGCGAUGACCAAGUCGCUCUGCAUCAGAGCGCACACGAACCGAAUGGCUACGGUGCUCCCGCAUACAGCCCGGCAAUGAGCCCCGCUCCACCGACAUACGCCGCUCAGCCAAGCCCAGUGCCACAACAACAGCAGCAGAAGCCGCAGCAACACCAUAACUUCCCGCCACCGGAUCCAUCCAGCAUGUUGCCAAGAGUUUCAUCGCCACUGCCACAUGGUCCACAGGCCUACGCUGCGGCUUUGGAGCAUCCACUGGAGACCUUGCCACACACGAUCUUCCCAAAACUGGACGCUAGUGGUGCCUAUCAGCUACCAAAGACGCCAUAUCCACCAAUGGCUACAAAUUACGACGAAGCCAACGAGGCGCUAACCAAUCAGCCAUACCGUACUACACCGCUAGUCCUUCCCGGUGCCAAGGUACCGAAAAAGGAUGCUCUACCAACAGAAUCCUACCUCAGACACCACCCCAAUCCAGCAAUGCGCGCACCUCCAGUACAUGACUUCACAGAUUCACUGUUGAGACAGAAGGCCGCCGAGACUAUUAUUCAUCGUGUCGUAGGAGAAGAAAUACCCAGCGGUCCAAAGAUUGUCCACAAGCAGUUCAACUCACCGAUCGGAUUGUACUCGGAUAGCAACAUUGAGCACACCGUCAGAGCAGCUGCCCCACAGCCCCAAGCCGUGCCAUCAAACGGAUUCACAAGCCGCCAUCGGCCCACCAAAAUCGAAGGCUACAAGAAAACCGUCGUCUUUGACCCGAGCAAGAGCGAAACCUACCGUGCCCUGCAGGAGGGAGCUGGCGAGGGACUCCAGGAAGUGACCACGCCCGUCCAGACCCGUGCCUUCCACGGAAAUCGUAUGGUACCAGGCAAGAAACCAACCGUGGCCCAUCCAGCUCCCCAGCCAGAAUACGCUCAGCACGUCAACUCGAUGGGUGAAUCGAACGAGAAGAUCCACCAGAGUGGAUCUUUCAAACGUUUAAUGCAUCACGUACUGUCGGAAACCGACUACUAGAGCACCCUCUGAGGAAGAAGUCGGAUUCCGGUUUUAACCAUAUUAUUUCUUCCUAGGUUAAGCAUAAGAACAGAUGAAGGAAACCUUGUUUCCUACAAUUUUUUGGUUUUCUUGAGAAGAAGAAUAAACGCUUUUAACUACUCUACUACUACUACUAUUACUCAUUUGAAACUGUCUGUUACGUUGAUGAACCAUAGGGCUUUAACAAUUGAGCAAUAUCUUAUGAUCGAGGAAAGCAUAGCAAACUAUAUAGUUAUCCAUUAUUUAUCAAUUCUGUUGUUUGGAUUACGAAAUGCAGCACACUUUUAGUCUGUCACAAACGAGAGCUUCUGUAAGAAAUCCUCACCGGUUGAGAAACAACCAAAUGUUAGUAACGAACUCAGUGUAAAUAAAUCGUUUUAGGGCAACGUUGUUGAAAGGAGAAAUUUUGUUGCCACUAAACUUUAACCAAAAUGAAUAAAAACAGAAUAUUUAUUAGUGUUA